UCCCUGACGCCGACUCUCCCAUACUGAUGAGCCCGGGGAGCCACACACCUCCUCCCGCCUGACGUCGUCUCGCAACCGGCUGCGGUGCCUCCGCUCGUUUGCCCGUCUUGCGCAAUAAUUGCCACGGCAAAAAAACCCACGCACGGCACAACAAACACGCAGCGGACUUGAGCGGACACGCGCCGCGGGGUGCUCACACCCUCGGAAGUGGAGCAGGUUCAUCUUCCCGGACUGCAGCAUUCCUUCCUCGGCUGAUGGUGACCGUGCGAGCGCACCCGUUCGUCGGCGUCGAUCGAUCGAGCUGAUCAUGAUGGCUGAGCCCGGCGGCGUGGACGUGUGGACUCGUCAUCAUCGUCAUCACCAGUGAGCAACAUCUGGAUCUCCCAGAGCUAUGCCCGACGUGACCGAGCCGUCUUCCGCCUGCAGUCCCCCGCGUCCCUCCGCUACCUGCCCGGAGCUCACACAAGCCUGAUUUUGGCUGUAAAAAAAAAAAAGCCCCUCAUAUACCAGAACCUUCUAAAGAAGCAUUUGGGCAACGGAAUCCGACGCCCGCCCCCCGCCGCCUUCCCUCACUCCCAACCGACGGCAGAUUGAUUUCUGCUGGAUCAUGCAGAGAAUAUUACGGUGAAUAAUAAGGAUGGAUCCGCUAAUAUGCGUUCUGGGGCUACUGGCGCUGGUUGUGGAGAGCAUCCGUUGCCAAGGAGUGUACGCGCCUCCUACGGUCCGCAUCAUCCACUCAGGACACGCCUGCAACGUGGAGGAGGAGCGGCACACGGAGCGAGUGUACACCAUCCGAGAGGGUGAGACCCUGGAGCUCACCUGCCUGGUGACGGGGCACCCUCGGCCGCAGAUCCGAUGGACCAAGACAGCCGGCAGCGUGUCGGACCGCUUCCAGGACUCCAGCGUCUUUAACGAGACGUUGCACAUUACCAAAAUCCUGAGGACCCAGGGGGGCCGCUACUACUGCAAGGCUGAAAACGGCCUGGGCUCCCCAGCCAUCAAGUCCAUUCGAGUGGACGUCUACUACCUCGACGACCCGGUGGUGACGGUGCACCAGAGCAUUGGCGAGGCCAAAGAGCAGUUUUACUACGAGAGGACUGUGUUCCUGCGCUGCGUGGCCAACUCCAACCCACCUGUGCGCUAUAGCUGGCACCGCGGCCGAGAGGUCCUGACGCAGGGCUCUGACAAGGGCGUGGAAAUCUAUGAGCCCUUUUUUGCGCAGGUGCAGGGGGAAACGAAGAUCCUGAAGCUGAAGAACCUGCGACCACAGGACUACGCCAAUUACAGCUGCAUCGCCUCGGUCAGGAACGUGUGCGGCAUCCCCGACCGCAGCGUCAUUUUCAAACUCACCAACAAAACAGCUUCGCCGUCCAUCAAGCUGCUGGUGGAGGACCCCAUUGUGGUCAACCCGGGCCAGACUGUGUCUCUGGUGUGCAUCACCACUGGUGGCGAGCCUCCCCCGGUCCUUACUUGGGUCAGCGCCAAUGACAGCCUGCCGCAGAGGAGCAUGGUGAAAGGGGGCACGCUCACGCUGCCCGCUAUUAGCUCGGACGAGGCAGGCGUCUACAGCUGCGUGGCCAGCAACAAUGUGGGCAACCCGGCCAAAAAGUCCACCACCAUCGUCGUGCGGGCCUUGAAAAAAGGUCGCUUCUGGAUCACUCCUGAUCCUUACCACAAUGACGACAACAUCCAGAUCGGGCGGGAAGUCAAGAUAUCCUGCCAGGUGGAGGCCACGCCGCCUGAGGAGCUGACGUUCAGCUGGCUGAAGAACGGCCGCGCGCUACGCAGCUCCGAGCGCAUGGUCAUCACACAGACAGACACUGAUAUCUCACCCGGCACCACCAAUCUGGACAUCAUCGAUCUCAAGUUCACCGAUUUUGGCACUUACACCUGCGUGGCGGCCCUGAAGGGCGGUGGCAUCCCGGAGAUCAGCAUCGACGUCAACAUCUCCUCCACUACUGUCCCUCCUCUGUUUUUCUCUUUCUUAGUUCCCCCCAACUUGACAGUCCCCAGGGGCAAGUCCCCUUUGGUGGUCCGUGAGGGGGACACCGUGGAGCUGGAGUGCCUUGUUUCAGGAAAGCCCAAGCCCAUCAUCCUGUGGUCACGGGCCGACAAGGAGGCACCCAUGCCGGACGGGAGCGUGCAGACGGAGACGUACGAUGGUGUGCUGCGGAUCGUCAACGUAUCGCGGGAGAUGACUGGCUCGUACCGCUGCCAGACCAGCCAGUACAACGGAUUCAAUGUCAAGCCCCGGGAGGCGGAGGUGGAGCUCAUCGUGCAAUACCCUCCCACAGUGGAGCCGGUGCAAACAGAAAUGCGCCAGGGUCUGGGGCGGCCCGUGGUGAUGACCUGUCGGGUGCUCCGGGCACACCCGUCCCGAGUGCUGCGAUUCGAGUGGCUGCUGUCCAACCGGCUGCUUCACGCCGGUGCCUUUGACGCCCAGCGGGACGACACAGAGUACACCAUCCGCAGUCUGAACCGUGACGGCUGGGGCGAGUACACCUGCAACGUCAUCAACGAGGCCGGGGCGGGGAGGUGCACCUUUCACGUCACAGGAAAGGCUUACGCCCCCGAGUUCUACUAUGACACGUACAGCCCCGUUAUGCAGAACCGGCCUAGAGUCUACGACUUCAAGCUCCAGUGGACCCAGAUGAACCCUAACGCCGUGGACCGCAUCGUGGCCUACAGGCUGGGCAUCAGACAGAUGGGACAGCAGCGUUGGUGGGAGCAGGAGAUUCCAGUCGACGGAUCAAUCAACAAGGGACAACUCAUGACGCACAACCUAACCGAGCUCAUCAAGCCCGAGUCUUACGAGGUGCGCCUCACGCCCAUCACACGCUUCGGCGAGGGCGACUCCACAGUGCGGAUCAUCACUUACAGCGCUCCCAUCAACCCUCAUCUAAGAGAGUUCCACUGCAGCUUUGAGGAGGAGCCCAUCUGCAUGUUCACGCAGGACAAGAACGACGACUUUGAUUGGACGAGGCACAGCGCCGCCACCCGUGACACAAAGUACACGCCCAACACGGGGCCCAGUGCCGACCGCAGCGGUUCCAAGCAGGGGUUCUACAUGUACAUCGAGACGUCGAGACCUCGAAAAGAAGGCGACCAGGCUCGACUCGUCAGCCCGUUCUUCAACAUUGCACCCAAGAACCCGUACAGCAUCACCAACCCACCGACCUACUGUUUCGGCUUCUUCUACCAUAUGUACGGCAAACACAUAGGAACUCUAAACGCCUUCCUGAAGCAAAAGGGCCAGAUGACCUCGGACAGCCCGGUGUGGUCGCUAAGCGGCAACCAAGGGGAGCGAUGGAAACAGGCCAAAGUGAGCGUCCAUCCCACAGCGUCUUUCCAGGUGGUACUCGAGGGAAUCCGGGGACUGGGCAUUGAGGGAGACAUUGCCAUCGAUGAUGUCACGCUGGAGGAAGGGGAGUGUCGAGGCCCGCUGCCUGACCGCAACUCGACGGCCCCCUCCCACACCGUGCAUAUAUGGCUGCUGUGCGUCACCUUGGUGACGACCCUCCUGGAGGGUCAGAGGUGACCCCUCUGGCCGCCAUCCCAAGAGGCGAACAUUCAGACCUGCCGUCUGUGAGCUGUACCUGCGGCAUCCCCGUCACCAAAGAUCCACGCAUCCCGAAAAAGCAGCAACGCCGCCGCCGUCCUCUGGCAGAUCUCUGUUGGGACAAAAUGACAAACUGUGAUAUAUGUUGGGGGAAAAAAAAUACACAAAAAUAAUUAACAGAUCAUGAUGUGCUAAUUUUUUAGGGAUGGGGAGACUCUUUACGAGCACAAGAGGUGAGACAGUUUGUAAAGCACAAGAACAAUUUUAUGAAGAAAAAGAAAACAUAUAUAUAUAUAUAUAUAAAACUUUGCAAGGCGGCUGAAUAUAGAUGCUGCUGACAUUUUGAGGAGGAAAUUGAACAAGACCUUUCUCUGUGUAUCUUUAUCUUCAUUUUGCUUGUUUUUCACCCGACGCCCGACUCAACCCCGCCACAAGUCACUCUCUGCUUGGUGCUGUACUGAAGAAAAACCCUUAGCAACAUUUCCCCCUUCCGUCCGCUUCAAAGACGCCUCCUCCCCGAUGAUGGCUGCCUAUGUAUCUUCUUACACUGUGCUCACACGUCCAAGCGACGGUGCAAUGGCAGGACGGACGACGCCAAGGAAGCGGCGACGGUUGGACGACACUCUGUGGCGAGGACGUCCAGGGUGGAGGUGAAGUGUGAGUGAGGCCUAACAUCAAGUCGUGUCGCUCCGCCGGACACAUAAGAAGCCACUUUUCUUUCUGCCAUGAAAACAAAGUGCCUUCCAGAUUACGACGGCGAAAUCGCGAGCUACAUGGAACACACGCGCUUCGUCCUAUGGGGCUAUUUUCUACACGCGUGUCUCUUUCGCCCCACAAGUGCUGUGGAGUAUCGGGCUCUUCUGGUUCCGGGACACAAGUUUCGAUGUUUCGUCCUAAUGAGGGAUUAAAAAAAAAGACACUGGAAUGACUACCUUCUUCUGUUUUUAAAUCGAACAUUGCCGCAAGAGUGACCACGGCGGCGCCUCACUCGUCUCCGCCACCAUUUCUACAACAACAGAGCAAAAGAUGAUAAUAAUGAUAAUAAUAAUGUCGAUAAUAGUCAAGAUAUUUUAUUACUCCAGCGAGAAUGUUUCUCCUCUUUUACACAAACUGUGAAAUUUGACUGUCUGGAGGAUCUACCUGAGACCAUAACCUUAACCAGCGGGGAUUUUUAAGAAAUGUAUUGUCAAAAAAAAGAAGAAAGAAAACAAGAAUUAUUCUGUUCAUUGUUGCUUAUGACAAAUGCUUUGAGAACUUGUGUCCUGUUUUUUCAUUUUCAUUCUUUUGCCAUUUGCAUCGCUCCAACAUCCCAGCCCAUGGAAACUCUUGAGAAGCAAAGCGAUUUGUAUAACUUGUAAAUGUUGAAGAAGCUCUUUUGCAGAGGUUUAUGAUAAAUGUUUUAUGUUGGUGUGUCCAGGAAGCACAACCAUUUACGUUAUGAGUGUCAUUUCUCUAUGCGUGUCGCUCCAGUCGCAACUGAAUCAGUAGGAUUCCUCACAAAAAGUUUGGAAAUUAACAGCAAACUGACAUCAGAUGUUUACAUCAAGUCAUCAUAGAAGGAAUGAUACACAGUGGUACUUCCACUUUUCAUAAACAGGUAUUUUGGUUUCCGACAAAAUUUCUGGCAAAAAUUUUGCAUACAUUGCUCGUGAAAAACUAAACUGUUUGUCCGCGUAUCAUUCACGGUAGUGCUCACACAAAGAAUUCACGCAUUGGUGACUCAAUCUGUGCUUUUUUACAACUGCAAAAUAAUCCACCAUGGGACUAAAGAAAGUUGCCAGUACGCUUUGCUGCUGUGAAAAAUUUUAGUAAUCGGAUAUUCUACUGAAAAUUCCCUGGAUUCUUCAAGUAAGGGGAUACAACUUUUUUAUUUGGUUGAUAAUAAAUUAGAAAUAUAUAAUAAUAAUAAUGGAUUAGUCUGUCUAUCCGUAUUGGCCCUGCGAUGAGGUGGCGACUUGUCCAGGGUGUACCCCGCCUUCUGCCCGAUUGUAGCUGAGAUAGGCACCAGCGCCCCCCGCGACCCCAAAGGGAAUAAGCGGUAGGAAAUGGAUGGAUUAGAUUUAUAUAGCGCAUUGCACAGAGAAUUGAGAACCCACCAUUCAUUCACACCUGGUGGUGGUAAGCUACAUACGUAGCCACAGCUGUCCUGGGGUAAAAUUACGGAAGCGUGGCUUAAGAUAUAAGUAAAAAAUAAGACCGUUAAUCAAACAAAUCUUCUGUUUCUAAUACAAAUAAAGUGCAUCGCAAUUUACUUGUCUUGAGAAACAGCAUCAAAUGUAAACAUUGUAGCCGAUUUCAAAAUAAACCAUAUCCACUUGCAUUUUUACAACCAGUUCACUAAACUAGAGCAUACUUUUAUUCUGUAAUUAUGUUUUGACUCUAAAAACCACAAGUAGCAUGUGUUUGCGAAUUAGUUAAUUGUUUCUAAAACUCCAGUUUUGCAUCGCUGUGGCUGUAUUUUCCAAGUGAGUAAGGAAGUAAGUUUUAUUCAUAAAGCGCUUUCCACAGAUAAAAUCACAAAGUGCUGUACAAAACAUAGGUGAAGUAAAACAACAAUUCAAUUAAAAUAACAAAGGUAUAACAACAAUACAAAGUGGAUUGAAACAUUAAGUAAGGUUACUUUGCUGUGACUACUGACAAUCACUUAAAGUCUGCUAACAUCAGUAAAGCUAGUACAGUAUUUUUCGGAGUAUAAGACGCUCCGGAGUAUAAGUCGCACCUGCCGAAAAUGCAUAAUAAAGAAGGAAAAAAACAUAUAAGUCGCACUUGAGUAUAAGUCACAUUUUUGGGGGAAAUUUAUUUGAUAAAACCCAACACCAAGAAUAGACAUUUGGAAGGCCAUUUAAAAUAAAUAAAGAAUAGUGAACAACAGGCUGAAUAAGUGUACGUUAUAUGACGCAUAAAUAACCAACUGAGAAGGUGCCUGGUAUGUUAACGUUAAAUAUUAUGGUAAGUCAUUCAAAUAACUAUAACAUAUAGAACAUGCUAUACGUUUAUCAAACAAUCUGUCACUCCUUGUGAUUAUAACAAUUAAUUCAUUGGAUUGAUGACUCAAUACUCAAGUGCUUGUAUUCCAACACGUCAUUUCUUCCCGUAAGUUCAACCAAGCCAAGAUGCCUGUUGUGAAGCAGGCAUACUCUCAGAAUACGUAAGGGGCCUAGAUCUUCCUGCAAAAAGCAGAUACGACCAAAAAAGAAUAAAAUAUGCGUUGGAAUAGAUAACUUUAUCAAACAAAAAUGUGUUAAGUGAUAUCAGGGAUCAUCAUUUGUCGGUGUAGUUCCCAGACAUAUUAAACUACCGUGUGCUCCAGAAGUCAUUCUACACGACAAAACAGAUGAAAACUUGGAAAAGCAUGAAGGUCUAAAACUUGUGUGUGGCUGUGCCAAGGACAAUGGUAUCAGAUUCUCCUAGAUAAAUCAGGCAUCAUCUUUGCUCUGGUAAGGUUGCAUUUAAUGAUUUAACUUUGAAUCUUGCGAGGACGACUAGCACCCGACUGCUGACACUUUCACAAAGUAAAAAUUACUAAACCAUCGCCAUAUUUGAUUUUUGUCCUGUUGUAUGCACUCUGACACAUUUGUGUACACAAUAAAGAGGGGAGAUGUACAACCUUUUCCUGAAAAAGUAUCUGAUAUAAGUAUCUCUUUGUUAAAUAAUUAAAUGCAAACAAUAUCUAGAUAACACUUAAUUGGGAUAUAUUAAGCAAGUUAAGUCUGGGAUGAGGUGGCGACUUUUCCAGGGCGUACCCCGCCUUCCGCCCGAGUGCAGCUAAUGUAGGCUCCAGCACCCCCCGAGACCCCGAAAGGGACAAGCGGUAGAAAAAUGGAUGAAUGGAUAAACGAGUAAAGUUUAUUACAUUUUAUAUCAAAACAUUUAACAAAUUGGUCACUGCAAACUUCGACUGUGCUUCCUAUGACUGGACAGUGUGCAACUUUUCUCAUCGUCUUUGGUAAAAUCUUGCUUUCUUCCGCCCUUCUAUGAAGCUAGAACAAUGCCAGUAAGAGUCUAUAUAUAAAAAAAAUACACUUUCCAGAAAAAGCUGUAUUGGCACCAAAACAAGUUUUGGCAACAAAUAAAU
Nerophis ophidion (straightnose pipefish) is the source of this 7634-nucleotide messenger RNA. Its product is annotated as MAM domain-containing glycosylphosphatidylinositol anchor protein 2-like. Bases 638 to 3538 code for a protein of 966 amino acids. The transcript has 18 exons. NCBI's taxonomy places the organism in Eukaryota, Metazoa, Chordata, Actinopteri, Syngnathiformes, Syngnathidae. The record is from RefSeq and is a predicted model, not a curated record. Gene Ontology annotation, molecular function: protein binding; axon guidance receptor activity. Gene Ontology annotation, biological process: nervous system development; synapse organization; homophilic cell-cell adhesion. Gene Ontology annotation, cellular component: axon; neuronal cell body; plasma membrane.